This is a messenger RNA of Haliotis rubra (blacklip abalone), 3049 nucleotides long. RefSeq lists its product as uncharacterized. Gene Ontology annotation, biological process: negative regulation of gene expression. Gene Ontology annotation, cellular component: cytoplasm; nucleus. The coding region runs from base 222 to 2858 and encodes 878 amino acids. The transcript is spliced from 10 exons. Gene Ontology annotation, molecular function: transcription corepressor activity. The record is from RefSeq and is a predicted model, not a curated record. Lineage: Eukaryota; Metazoa; Mollusca; Gastropoda; Lepetellida; Haliotidae.
GCAGUUGCUCGUUGACAUAUAUAUCUACAAGUUGACUAUGUAGAUUACAACUCUCAUACAGUGAUACAGUGUUACGUGGGAGAGAGGUGAGAUACUGUUUUCAGUAAUUGUACAGGAAGUGUCCGCGAUUCAUGGCUGUAGUUCUAGCAUAUUCACUAUAUGACUUCAUGCGAACAUUCAAAGCUAUUUGAAGACAUUGGGACUGUAAAAAAAGCUCGACUAUGAUGGCGGAGGCAGCAGAUACUGACCGUUCUGAAACAGAACCUGAGACAGAUACGAUUGCUGUAGAUGUAUUCCGUAGAGCCAUACUAAGCUUCGUAACGGAAAAAGAACUAUCGCCUGAAAAGCCUCACACUGUUUAUGAACGAAUUAGUGGUGAAGAAGAAGAAGAAGAAGUGGAUAUGCGCAAGGAACCCAAACAGGAUGAGGAAUCCCCAUAUUGGUCCCUUAAUACAUUUCCCAAAGACUGCUUCAGGGAAGAUAUGAAGAACAUGAUGCAGAGCAUGAGGAUAUCGCAGAUCAGUGAGAAGAUCCAGCAAAACACGCCACCCCCAUUGCCUCCUCCAAGACAUGGUGCCAAACGAAAGGUUACAAAUGAACACCAGGCAGACGCAGAUGUCCCGACAGAGUACGAACCAGUGACUAUGCUUGUCAUGCAUAACGAGGAUAGCAAUAAGCUAUCCCACCUUAAACAGUCCGAUACUUGUAGGAAGAGGCUGACAGAUAUCCUCAAGAAACACCGAGCAGCUAUACAGUGGGCCAACGUAACAGCCGACCGCAUUGUUGCACUGGAAACAAAGGAAGGCCCGCGAAUUUCAUCUCAGCUAGACGUACAGUUGUGGAGAGAAAGUGCUGAGUCAGCAAUAAAGGGUUUCCUUGACGACAUCCUGGUGUUGAAGGUUCCACUUAUGCCAAGGACAUGUGCCAAAAUAAAGAAUUCCCAGUUCCCAAUACAAAAUCCUAACCCAGAAGAAAUGAGUAUUACGCUGUCCGACGAUCUGGUUACCCUGGUUGGGUCUCAUACGCAUGUACAUCAGGUAGCUGAGAACAUCACGGAACUAGUUCGGAAGGUCGAAGGGGACAUAGACAAAGAAAUGCUUCCAGUUGCUCAACAGAAGCAAGUCGUUACAGAACUGAAACCAUGGCAGUUCAAGUAUUUGCAGAUCAUCGAGUGUUCGGUCUUUCUGGAAAAUAAAUACCUGGGUCUUACUGUAGAGAUCAACGCAGAAGGUGGAAAGGUUACCAUAUCUGGUAAAGGAACAGACAUAAUGAAUGCAAGGAUUAAAAUUGAAGAAACCCUUAAAAAGGUUCGGAGUUCGACUCUCCCGAACGUGCAUAAGAUUUUGCUGUUCGCGUUCACUCGUGUGGAAUUCCAAAAUUACAUUCGGGGCAAAUUCGCGGGCAAGGAUCUGCGUGCAGUGAUCGACGUUCUCUCGGGCGAACUUUGGAUUCACGCGGGCGAUUCGGCGACGGCCUCGGCUGCAUCCACAACGAUCAUCGAGUCGGUGAAGGUGACCUACCUGAAGACGGACAUAUUAACACGGGGAAAAUGGAAGACGCUCAUCGAGGACAUACACCAGAGAGUUAAAGAGCCGUUUAUCAUCGACAGAUUAAACGAAGACGAACCUGCCGUUAUGGCCUGUGCUGCUGAGGUUCAGGAGACUGUCAUGAAGAUGUUGAAAGAAGCGGCUGAAAGAAGCAGUAUGUACGAGAGGAAACUGAUCUUCGAGAGAGGGAUAUUCCUUGCCAUUACCCGCUGUUGUUCUGCUUCCAUUGAGACUAUUAAGGCCAAAUACGAGGUGGAUGUUUCUUUUGAUCAUGCCUCUUUCUUGGUGAAGGUUGUUGGACCAAAAUCACAGCUCAGCAGUGCCAUAGGCGAGUUGCAGUCGUUGAGUGAUGACGUUGUCGUGAAGUAUUCCAGUUUGGAUAAACCGGGUGCUGUGGAAUUCCUCAAGUCCCCAUCAGGGAACAACAUGAUGAAGGUGGCUGAAGAUGCACAUGCUUGUGUAAUAGAUAUUGAGGAAGAUACGCCUCCUGUAGGUUCAAGGUCUAAUGAGGAAAUUGGAAACGUUUUGAAGGCCAAGGUGACAGUUGUCAAAGGGGAUAUCACCAAACAACUUGUGGAUGUGAUCGUGACGUCCGCCAGUAAGAACCCCACACAUAAGGAUGGAACACUAAUCAAAGCAGUAUCGGAGGAGGCGGGGGCCGGCCUUCAGAAGGAAUACAAGAAGAAGGUUUCUAAAGGCAUGGCAUACGGGCAACUUACUGUGACGUCAGGCGGAAAUCUCAGGUGCAAAAGUGUCUUCCAUUGCUGUCUUCCUGCCUGGGACACGGUGAAGGGGAACAUUAAGGUCUUCCAGAAAGCAGUUUUGUCUUGCCUUGAAACGGCCAACGUCUCCAACUACACUAGCAUAGCGUUCCCGGCGAUGGGAUGCGGUCGGCUCGGAUACCCUCCUCAUUUAGCUGCCAAAGCUCUGUUCGAUGCAUUCUCCUUGUUUGAAAGGACAACCAAGAGUGGCUUACAGGAAAUAAAUAUCCUGGUCUACGGCACAGAAGAAAAGAUAUAUAAGAUAUUUGAGAAUGAGAGAAACAACAGGCUCCUUGGAACAGUUAAACAGUCGAAAGAUGUUGGUGAUGGAGAUGUCACGGGUGUCGAGAUUACAGUCAAAGUCGGCGAGCUGUCCAAAACCAUGGCAGAUGUCAUAGUGAACACGACCAACAAGGACUUGAGACUCAGCCAGGGAGCGGUUUCCAUGGCGAUAUCUACAGAAGGGGGGCACUACCAUACAGAACGAGUGCAACAGCCGUUACCGCAAGGGCAUCAAAUUCGGCGAUGUCGUGGACACAGGGGGAGGUAAUCUACGCUGCAAGAAGGUGUACCACACAUGCCUCCCAAAGUGGCAGGAUUCAAGCGAUGCUUUACAGUUUUUGAUAAAGACUGUGGACGCGUGUUUACAACGAGCAACUUCCAGAGGCUACGGGACCAUCGCUUUCCCGGCCCUCGGGACCGGCAUACUACAGUACCCACCCGAGACAGUAGCCCGGGUGU